Molecule: messenger RNA, 696 nt
Organism: Neoarius graeffei (lesser salmon catfish)
Lineage: Eukaryota; Metazoa; Chordata; Actinopteri; Siluriformes; Ariidae
Gene: figla
Product: folliculogenesis specific bHLH transcription factor
Exons: 5
Coding region: 1-696 (231 amino acids)
Biological process (GO): developmental process; regulation of transcription by RNA polymerase II
Molecular function (GO): RNA polymerase II transcription regulatory region sequence-specific DNA binding; DNA-binding transcription factor activity, RNA polymerase II-specific; protein dimerization activity
Source: RefSeq, a predicted model, not a curated record
AUGAGUGCUCGGAAGCUGAAGGUGGUGGGGGGGUUAAUGAAAGUCCCUGAGAGAGAGCUAAUGGGUGACAUUUUGUUGCGCGAGAGCACCGAGACGGCCCUUCCGGUGCAUGUGAAUAUCGGGAAGCUGCUGAGGGCUGAGGAUGGACGGUACACGGACAUGGAGGAUCGAGCUGAUGCUGCCAAGAGAAGACAGCUAGCCAACGCCAAGGAGCGGCUCAGGGUGCGGAGUCUGAACAGCAUGUUCUCCUAUCUGAGGAGGAUCGUGCCGGUGAUGCCCCGAGACCGCAAGCCCAGUAAAGUGGACAUGCUGAAGGCAGCGACGGAGUACAUCCGGCUGCUGUCCUCUGUGCUCAAGGACACCUCGGCACACGGCAACGCCGCUUCCAGCGAGCUGCUGGAGAACGUGAGCAACUACUCGCUGUUGGAUGAUGGGUGUGCUGAUCUGUGGAGUGUGGAUGAUGUGCUGGACUCUCUGUCCAAUCCGUCUCUAUCGGUUGCAGCUCCAUCCGUCGCCACAGAAGCAGAUGAGGUGGAUCUGGGCAACAUGAGUGUGCAGUGUGCCGUCCCGGUCUACAUCAUCCAGGUUGGCUCUGACCACACCCUGGUAAAGAGUUUGAAGUUACACGUCCUGAGGCCUAAACCGCCCUCAUCCUCUCAGAAACCCAGGAGUGACGAGAAAACCAUCACAGUCUAA